Molecule: messenger RNA, 814 nt
Organism: Pseudomassariella vexata
Lineage: Eukaryota; Fungi; Ascomycota; Sordariomycetes; Amphisphaeriales; Pseudomassariaceae
Exons: 3
Coding region: 202-666 (154 amino acids)
Source: RefSeq, a predicted model, not a curated record
GAACCGUUGUCACCUUCCUCAUCUAAGACAAGUUGCGCUCGAGCCAAUCGAACGACGUCCGUUGCUGUAUUGCCUGCGAUUCAUUACGCACGUUCGAUGCUGUUCCGUGGACAGUGCGGUGGAGAAGUUGGAAACUGAAGGCAUAAGUCGCUCACAACUCUAUGCCAACCAGAUCAUCUAAGAGGAGUGAGCUCGUAACAUAUGAUACUCAUCAGUUAUUUUUUGGAGCAGGUCAAGUGGAGGAAGCACCUACCAAAUGAGCUCCUAGUUAAAUUAGUUCCCUGCGAUGAAACAUCAAGAUAUGGGCCUUGGCAAUUCAAGCUCCAUGACUCAGCAUCAAUCUCCCGCAGUUAUCGUGCUUUGCCUACAUAUGCGAUUCAAGGAAGACUUCGAUUGCGACUCAUCACUUCAACGCGCAGCCGGAUAUAUCCACAGUCAACUGAACCAAGUCUGCGGCCGAUCAAGUGGCGAUACUCACGAUGUCCGCUGGGACAGCAUUGCGGCAUCUGCAAUACGCAGAGUUUCUCAUCUUACUUUGUCAAAUUUGCCUCCCCUGCGAAGCGGAUCGCCAACGAAUUCGAACCCUAUAUUUCGACGGUGGUAAAUCGAAAGCCGAAAUUCACACUACUACAACGUUUUCUCUUAAUCAUAUUCAGACAGCUAUGAAGGUCCCUUCAAGCCAGGUAGCGAAGAGUUGGCGCGUGCCUAGGUGGGGCACGGUACAAACACGCAAUAGAAAACUUACCCAUGAUACCAUAGUGUGCGACGUUGACGAUGGCGGAUACGGACUGCCCUAUUCGGCACUCCAUGCCGC